AUGCAUGAAGACGCCGAAGCACAUCGGCGAGUAUACGACUACUUUCCGAGCGCUAGCAAUGAUGACUUGGCUUCGCGCUUCGUGGUAAUGAUCCCUGAUGUCGGGCCACGCUUCAACUGCGACAAGGCCCUGGGCUCUACGGAACUCGCAGACAUGCCCUUGAAUGUAUACUUUGCCAUUCCGCUCUUUUCCUCUUCAACCUCACACGACUCGUGGUCAUCUGCCGCUUUCCGUCUGGCCUCACGCCGCCUGCUCCAUUGUCCGAUCAUGCUCGAUACCUGCAGCAUGCUCGGCCAUCUGAUCCGCAGCAUCCUCAUCGCCCUCCUCUCCUUGAUCGACUCUGGUUCGGCCGUCGAUUCAAGUGACCCUUCGAACGCCGCUCUGUGGAGCGCUGUACCGGAUUGUGCCAAGUUGUGUGUGCAGAAUUUCAUCGAGGGUCAAUACAACUCGGCAGAAUGCACCUCGGGAUCCGAUAUCACUUGUCUUUGCAGGACGAAGACACCGAGCGGACUUACCUUGGGAGAAGCCGGACUCAGCUGCUUGUAUGCGCUGUGCGCAGAGACGGAUAUCGCCAGCCAAGGGAGUAGAGUCUACCCCACCACUUUCGAUCCUCCUCCAGGGUUGACCAAGACUACGGACUCGUCAGUCACGACGUAUGCUCCAUCAAAUACGGCCUCGUCCCCGUCUGCGGGGCCGACGAUUCCAUUAUCCUCCUCUUCAUCGUCGCACUCUUCGUCCUUCCCUUCUCGAAACACACGGUCUACGAAUACAGUCGCUCAGACCACAGCGUCAACUUCCGGGUCAAUAUCGACGUCAAGCGACGGUGGACGCAGCCUGCUCACAGCGACCAUCACAGCGACGAACAGUCCUGCCUCAUCAUCGGCACAAUCAAAGGGUGCUGUGUCUCCUGUAAGUUCCAGUACCGUCAUUGGAAUCUCCGUUGCAUCAGGCGUCGCCGGUGUCUUCCUCAUUGGAAUGGCGGUUUUCUUGUGUUGCAAGCGACGGCGUCAGAGCAAAAACGAUGCUGGUGCGAAUCCUAGUCAUUAUGACUUUUUCGAAAUUGGCGGUACAAUGUCUGAGCCCCCGGAUUUCUCCCGAUCUCCCUCUCGUCUCUCACCCUCGGGGCCUCAUGGCGGACCCGGUGGGCCGUUGACCAACGCAUAUGACCACGGGAGUGACGAGAUGUCCGAGUUGCCUACUACUCGAACGCCGACGUGGCAGAGCCAACCCACGGUACCGACUGUGAGGCUGCUUCCAAGUGACCCAGUAGACACGGAGGACUUGCACGACAGGGAGCCUAUUGGGGUUGCUGUAAGCUCGAGAGAUGGCUGGGCCCAUUCUCCGCGGAGUUUGACAUCGCAAAAGAUGCACGCCGAGUCUCCCUCGACGACAACGGCAUCAUUACAUCCCAAGCCGUUGAAAUGGAGUCAUCGACCGGACAGUGGUGGCACUCUAUUCGAAGAAGAAGACGACCCUCAGCAGAUGAGACUUUCUCAUCCAUUCGGCGUGCCGGGUACACCUUCUGUGCGUGCAUUGCCAGGGUUGCCGGCCAACCCUCGUGCCUUCAAGGAUGGAAAUAGACCAUCACAAUAUCCCCGUGCCUUGCCGCAGCCGCACACUGGCCCCGCCCCACGAAAUCGCUUGUCUCCGGGGGAUGGUGUGUCAGAUGGCAGAAUGGUCGGACUGAACCUCUCUACAACGGCUUUCCGAGCUUCUCCAACGCCGAACCCCAGUAGCUCUUCAGACAACACUUCGGGAUCAUCAUCUCGCGGGUCGGCGAGUAUCCCAGUCGGGAUCGCUCCAAACCAAGAGCAGGCACAUCGUGGCCAGGAACGUAAUACGAGCAUGAGACACUUACACCCAUCACGUCCAUCUCUCCGCAGUGGUUUCGAUGCCCGUGCAAGUUCCGCUCAGAACGGAGGAAUGUCCAGGAGACCCUUGCAAACAAUCAGGCCUUCACAGAUGCAACGCGAUCAUACUCGGACCCCAAGCGCUCUCGGUCUCUCCACAUGCACAGACGGGUCACCACAACCGCGCAUCGUGUCCCCCGAGGAGAUCAAGCACGUCCAAAUCCGCAGUAGUCCACGUAUUCCCGGGGAGGUCGUGGCCCCCUAUUGUCCGGACGACCUGUGGCCCGAGCGAGGCCGAAGUCGAGCCCCCGCGCCCAACACGAUGAAGGAACUGCCCUACCCGUCCGAGAUGACCUCUGCAAAGGCCGUGUAUCCGGAGAGUCCGCAUAAGAGGCCGAUGGACCUACGGGCGCAGAGAUUAUCGGCUACUGGACGGAGCCUGACUCCAUCAAAGAGGGGGAACGAUCUGAUUCUUCGAGUCGAUUAG
Penicillium diatomitis is the source of this 2337-nucleotide messenger RNA. RefSeq lists its product as uncharacterized. The record is from RefSeq and is a predicted model, not a curated record. The transcript is spliced from 3 exons. Lineage: Eukaryota; Fungi; Ascomycota; Eurotiomycetes; Eurotiales; Aspergillaceae. Bases 1 to 2337 code for a protein of 778 amino acids.